This is a messenger RNA of Megalops cyprinoides (Indo-Pacific tarpon), 2447 nucleotides long. RefSeq names its product proline-rich membrane anchor 1-like. The transcript has 4 exons. The record is from RefSeq and is a predicted model, not a curated record. The coding region runs from base 1029 to 1496 and encodes 155 amino acids. Lineage: Eukaryota; Metazoa; Chordata; Actinopteri; Elopiformes; Megalopidae.
GUCGUUUCGAUUCAGCUGAGGACCCUUCUCCUUAAAUGUGUCAGCAUGGCUUAAUGCUCCCUCUCCCUCUCUCUCUCUCUCUCUCCACUUUUCAUUCACUCAAGCAAGGUAUCGGUGCCUUCCUCUCUUGAGUUGCUGUCUCCCUCACUCUCCGAGUCGUGAACGACGCUAUAACCCACCCGAACGACUCCGAAGUCCGUUAUUUGCGAACACCGUGGAAAUGUAUACUUGAGCAGUAAUGGUUUUCGUCUUUCGUCGCUUCCUGACAACAUACGGGACAGUCUGCACUUUUCCGAUAUCCGAAAUGAUGUAAUUCGGAUAUUUUCUCUGAAAUUUGUGAUCAGACAGGCACCACUGAGGGAUUUUUUCAGCGCUGCAUUAGCGAGAGGAAUUCAUGUUGAAGAGGGGUUUCCUCUGGCGCGCUUAACCAAGUGUGCGAUUUGAAGAGGGAUGCGUCGUUUUAUUGAAGACUCUGCUUUGCCAAACACAUUGCCAACACUAAUUUCAUUUAUUGGGCAAAGUAUUAAGGAUCGAAAUACCGCUUGUUGUGGAGAUAUUUUGUGUCUUUAAACUACAUGUACAUUAGGUAUUGAUAUUUUUCAGUUGCUGCAACUUUAGCGGCAUUAGUCCGAGACAACAUAUCUACGUGUCCGUGAACGGAGGGGGAUUCCUGAUUUAAAAUUGUCACUCCCGCCUCCUCGCCUCCCCCAGUUUCCUACCGGAGAACUUCGAUCUUAAACAGCGCCUUGGCUGCCUACCUGACCGGCCUACACCAGAGCACGGUGGUUCAAACUUCGAAGUAAUGAAAUUGACAACAUCAGUCGGAGCGGGGCGUAUGUUAUUUCAAGCACUCCCAUGCCACCAAUAACGAGGACUCAAGGACAGGAAUGUGGCAGAAGCGGUUUCUGGAAACGUGCUGUAGCGAUUUCAUCGUCGUAUUUCUGGGAAGACUGGAUUAAGUUCUCGAAAACAAACCAGCUGCAUGUGUCCCUACUUGUCCCGAGGGUUGUGAGAAGAGCAAAGGAGGAAUGCUGGUCCGAGAUAAAUUAUCGCUCAGAUUAAGUUUUUGGCCUUCUCUGUUUGGUCAUUGUCUUCUCACUUCAUUUUUUCUUUUCAUUCAGUGCACUGUGGGUGAGCUGCAGAAGUCAUGCACACGGGCGGCGGAGAAGGUGAGCGAGAACUGUCCUGUGGCCUGCCAGUGUAGACCCUACCCUCCUCUACCUCCCCCACCUCCACCACCACCGCCCCCCAGACUGCUGGUCAUCACAGUUUCAGAAUCCAACGUGCCCCCGAUGGAGCCCUGGUGGAAGGAUACGGUGGUUCUGGGGACGGUGGGAUGCGCUUCGGUGGCCUUCCUCCUCUUAACUGCCCUCAUCUGUUACAAAGCCAUAAAGAGGAAACCACUGCGGAAGGAGGAGAAUGGGACGAGCCGGAGGGAGUACGCCAUGAGCUCCCGCAGCAAGAAGUUGGUGGACACCAACAACACUGGAGUGUAGGAGGUCCAUGACCAGGAAGAGGAACACGCCUCUCCUGUUAACUAAGCAACACCCCUCUUCCCAACACAGUGGGGGAAUGGGGAAUGAGGAGUUCUGAACCAUCAAUGCACCUGUGAAUUAAUGCUCUUGGAAAACAAAAAGGAGGAUUAGGCAAACAGAAAAAGAAAGAGGCAUGUAUGGUACUGUAUCUAAAUCUCCAGAAUAUAUUGGAGAAAGACAGUCCAACAGUCCACAGUUUAUAUGCAGGCCAGGCAUCACCAUUCUGAGCAAGGAGUCAGCUGGGGACGUGCUGACAGCUGCCAGCACAGAGAAAGAGGCUGGCCAGCCCAUGUGACUUUGCCGAGACACUUCAGCGGACACGAACAAUAGAUCAUGGCUGCAAAAAAAAGAGUGUGCGCUUUCUCGCUUGUUUGGAUCCCUCUUGUCUGUCUCUGCACUGCUUUCUGUAGGUUUCGUGCCAUGCCUGUCUUCCCGCCUUGCCUGCGACGUUUGCCGCGUGGAAGCAAGCGGUGAGCGGUCUGCUCGGGCUUCGCUUUCCGAGAUCGCAGCGAAGUAAUAACGAGGAUUACCUCCUAAACCUGGCAACCAAAAAUAUGAAUACAUAAAUAAGUGAAUAAUAGGUGACAAAACAAACGAACACCCUGACAGUAAGGAAAUGAGGACUAUGCAAUUUCAAAAGGGAACAAGAUCGUGUGCAAAAAAGGUUUACGCAUAGCUGGGAGUGCAGAGGUCCUUUCGAUGUCCAGUGUAACACCUUGGUGUUUAAUGACUGUUGUAUUUCAAACCUGGGCCACCGUUGAAACUGCCAUGACAAUGCACGGCUGGAUGAAUAAUGUUCGUUACUAUUCUCGCAUUCAUACAAACGCAUCCUCUCUUCCAGCUGUCGCCAGGACGCUUUUUGCACUUUUGUACUGUUCAGUCUCGGCCGGUCCUUGUUUCCUGUACAUAUGU